Molecule: messenger RNA, 1855 nt
Organism: Sorex fumeus (smoky shrew)
Lineage: Eukaryota; Metazoa; Chordata; Mammalia; Eulipotyphla; Soricidae
Gene: TAF13
Product: TATA-box binding protein associated factor 13
Exons: 4
Coding region: 47-421 (124 amino acids)
Biological process (GO): transcription by RNA polymerase II
Cellular component (GO): transcription factor TFIID complex
Molecular function (GO): protein heterodimerization activity
Source: RefSeq, a predicted model, not a curated record
AGGCGCGCGGCGCGGGGCUUCAGUCCGGGCGGGCUGCCAGGCCGCCAUGGCCGACGAGGAGGAGGACCCUACUUUUGAAGAAGAAAAUGAAGAAAUCGGAGGAGGUGCUGAAGGUGGACAGGGUAAAAGAAAAAGACUGUUUUCUAAAGAAUUGCGAUGUAUGAUGUACGGGUUUGGCGAUGACCAGAAUCCCUAUACAGAAUCAGUGGAUAUUCUUGAAGACCUUGUCAUAGAAUUCAUCACUGAAAUGACUCACAAGGCAAUGUCAAUUGGAAGACAAGGUCGAGUCCAAGUUGAAGAUAUUGUCUUCUUGAUCCGAAAGGAUCCAAGGAAGUUUGCUAGGGUUAAAGACUUGCUUACUAUGAAUGAAGAAUUAAAACGAGCUAGAAAAGCAUUUGAUGAAGCGAACUAUGGAUCUUGACGCCUUGUACUGCCUGACGCUUCAUUAUCUUCUUGGGAAGCCAUAUCUAAUAACUGUAUUUUUCAUAAGGUCUUGGUAUGUAGCUAUGUAAAUGAAAUUUGAAGUGAAGCAUUUUCAGCCUUUAUUUUCAUGUCUUCAGUUUUACAGUGAUCAUCAAGCCUUUAAUUGCCUGCCUUUAUAUAUGACUGUACUUGAAUUACUUAGCAAGUUUUAGUGAUGUGUCAUUGAAAUAUCUUGGAAACCAUGAAGUUCCUGACUUAUCACUAUUUUGAAUGAUAAUGUAAUAUUUAUUAGAUAUUAUUGUGCCAUUGUAAACUACUGUAGCUCCUUAAUAUGUAAAUUAUAAAUGAUACCAUUAACUAUGAUAGCUGAGACAUGUGUAUCAUUCUUUGAUUUUUUUUUUUUAAACAGUAGUGGUCCGGAGGUUUAUUAAAGAUAGUGACUGUUUUUUUUUUUUGUGAGAGAAGUUACAAGAAAACAGUCUUAUGUGGGAAUGCUUCCAUCUUAAUAGUAGGGGUUGAGAGGUUUAUUAAAGGUAGUGAGUGAUUUUUCUUGCUUCUUCUGAGAGAAGUUAAAACAGUCUUAUGUGGGAAUGCUUCCAUCUUAAAUAUACUUUAUUCUUCAGAUGACAUGAGUAAUUUGCUUUUGAGAAACCAGAAGUUUCAUUUGACUGCUUCCCUAUUGGAAAAAAGGCCUUUGUGUUUUGGCCUCACAGUCCUCAGGGUGCUCCUUCUGUGAUUCUUGGACCCUGGGCUUGCGGUGCUGUGUGAGGGCCAUGCUCCUUGGGCCCUGUGGUGCUGAGGAUUGUUCAGGCCACCCAGCAGCGCUGGAAGGGAGCAGGGGCAGUGCCCCGGUGAGCUUCAGGGCAGUACCGCCAAUGCCUGAGGGACCAUGUGGUGCCAAGAACUGAACAGUGGUAGACUGUAGAAGGCUUUUUUAAUUUAAACCCUUUGGGGUUUAUAACAUGCUAUUUGUUAAGUGUUAGUGGAACUGAUUUUUUUCUGAUUUCUAAAAAUAUAUGCUUUGUGUAAUAGGAAUUGCAUUGCUUAAAAAGCAGAUGGCAGGAUAAGCAUCUGGGGCAUUUUUAUUAACAUUUGUUAGUACUUGUUCAGUGUGGAAAUGUGUGCUUGAUUAAAACCAUAUGUGGCUAUGGAAACCAGUAUUGUAGUUCAGGAUUUACAGGUUAAGCGUGUAUUCAGCUCAUUAUACUAAAUUAUUGCAUUCAGUUUAAAUUGAGGAUUAAAAAUUCACUUAAAGGGAUUACUAAUUGUACAACUGAAUGCUUUUGUUUGCUUAUAGACAUUAUAAAUCAGUACCUAGAAAAUUUUUACUUUCUGAUACAAAUAAUGAUGCAAAAUUAAAUAUGUGAUUUAUCAGCUUUUUUAAAAAGUUGCUUAAUCUCAAUAAAAACAUUCUAAUUAUUCUCAUAAUGCU